CGAGUCUCUUCACUCCGACAUUGCUCGCCUUCACACCCCACAACACAACAAACACAUUCUGAGACUAUUUAUAGUUAUCCCCAUUCUGGUUAUGUUCUUUCUUUCUUACUCCCUCUCAAUCAAACCGUGUUAGGGUUAGAACUAAGAUUAGGGUUUCUUUACUUUACCCGCGUAAUGUAAUGCGUCGAAAACCCCCAAUUCUACCCUCCUUCCAACAACAACAAUGUUCGGCUCCAUGAACAAGAUCGUCUCCGCUGAAGACACCGACGGCUCCGUCUCCGACCACCACAUCCAUUACAGUUCCCACACCAUCGAAGACGACGGCGCCGCCUCCGAUCACCACAUCCAUUACAGUUCCCACACCAUCGAAGAGGACGGCGCCGUCUCCAACCACCACAUCCAUUACAGUUCCCACACCAUCGAAGAAGACGGCGGCGCCACUGUCGAAGAGGUUUCCGCCGUUCCGCCCCUUGAAAUCUCUAUCAACGAUUCUAGCCAGCUCACGCUCUCGUUUCGCGGCCAAGUCUAUGUCUUCGACGCUGUUACACCUGAUAAGGUUCAAGCAGUGUUGUUGCUGUUGGGAGGAAAUGAACUAACUUCGGGUUCGCAAUGUGCGGAGCUAUCAUCUCAAAAUCAGACUGGUGAGGAGGAAUAUCCUGCAAAAUGUAGUCUACCACAGCGAGCAGCGUCAUUGAAUAGGUUUCGUCAGAAGAGGAAAGAGCGGUGCUUUGAUAAGAAAGUUAGAUAUAGUGUACGUCAAGAAGUUGCACUCAGGAUGCAUCGUAAUAAGGGUCAAUUUACUUCAUCAAAGAAUCAGGAUGGAACUAAUAGUUGGGGUUCAGAUCAAGAGUCAGGGCAGGAUGCUGUUCAAUCUGAAACCUUGUGCACACAUUGUGGAAUAAGUUCAAAAUCCACUCCAAUGAUGCGUAGGGGGCCAUCUGGUCCAAGGUCACUUUGCAAUGCUUGUGGGCUUUUUUGGGCAAAUAGGGGCACUUUGAGGGAUCUUUCUAAGAGAAACCAGGAACACUCUCUUGCACCACCUGAGCAGGUUGAUGAGGGCAGUAAUAAUAAUGACUUUGACUGUCGGAGUGGCAUCCCUGCACAACAUAACAAUCUUGUUAAUGAUAACAAAGCUUUGGUAUCUGAUCGUUGAGUUUUCCACUCACAGGAAAUGCAAGUCCUUGACUGUGACAUUCGCAGGUUUUUAGUAAUUCCAUUCAGUUUGACCUAUAGAAUGUACAGUAUAUAGCAAAGCUCUCGUCAAUACAAGAGAGGUCUAUUUCUAUACUCUCUGAUCAGUUGCAUUAAACUGUUUAUCUAUGACUGUACAAACUGGAAUUUGGAAUGACUUGAUCGAAUACAAGAGAUCUAUUCCUAUACUCUCGGACAGUUGCAUUAACUGUUUAUCUAUGAAUGUAUAAACUGGAAUUUGAAAUGAACUUGAUCCUCA
Glycine soja is the source of this 1450-nucleotide messenger RNA. RefSeq names its product GATA transcription factor 25-like. The transcript has 7 exons. The record is from RefSeq and is a predicted model, not a curated record. Gene Ontology annotation, biological process: regulation of DNA-templated transcription. Bases 224 to 1153 code for a protein of 309 amino acids. Gene Ontology annotation, molecular function: zinc ion binding; sequence-specific DNA binding; protein binding. Lineage: Eukaryota; Viridiplantae; Streptophyta; Magnoliopsida; Fabales; Fabaceae.